Messenger RNA from Solea solea (common sole), 6653 nucleotides. It is a transcript of the gene dcc, whose product is annotated as DCC netrin 1 receptor. The coding region runs from base 469 to 5040 and encodes 1523 amino acids. NCBI's taxonomy places the organism in Eukaryota, Metazoa, Chordata, Actinopteri, Pleuronectiformes, Soleidae. Gene Ontology annotation, cellular component: membrane. The transcript has 29 exons. Gene Ontology annotation, biological process: cell-cell adhesion. Gene Ontology annotation, molecular function: protein binding. The record is from RefSeq and is a predicted model, not a curated record.
CCGGCAGACGGAGCAGACCUCCGGGAAGGCAGCGUGGCUCGCCGUGGAUUGUGACCGUCCUCGCAUCACUGUGACCGGGCAUGAGCCGCAGCCUCGCACCGCUCCAGUGACGAUGAUAAUGAUGAUGAUGGAGCUCGUGCCUUCAUAGUUACUGUCAACUUCUCAACACACACGGAACUAACAGCGCGUGUGUGAGCGUGUGUGUGUGCGCGUGACAGAGAGGGAGAGAGUGUGUGUGAGAGAGAGUGUGUGUGUGUAUGCGUGUGUGUUUCUAAUUUUUUUUUGGGGGGGGAGAUCCAGGGAUUAUUUUAGGGAAGAGGAGAGGGUCUACUCCUCCUCUUCAUCCUCUUUCCUUCUUUCCUCUCCUGACACUUGGAUUCUGUGGAGGAUUUUUCUGUGUUUUUUUCUUUCUUGUUUUUGAGUGAUAAGAUCCACGGGGAGCAGGAUCAGGUUUUGCGGGACUGGAUCAUGCGGGGCGGCAUGGAUCUGGUUCUGGUUGGAUGUACGAUGAUGUGUGAUGGUUGGGAGGCGCUGGUGCUGAGGAGGAGAAGGAGAACAGGAGGAGGACUCCACCUGCUGCUGCUGCUGCUGAUGAUGAUGAAGAUGAUGCUGAUGCUGCCUGCUCCCACCACAGCCACCGACGCCUCCACAUCUUCUUCGUCCUCUUCGUCGUCCUCCGGCUUCGGAGGGUUCGUGGACUUCACGUUCACCCAGGAGCCUCAGGACACAGUGACGGUGCGGGGCGGCGUGCUGCAGCUCGACUGUCAGGCUCAGUCCGACGCGGCGGCGGAGCCUCCCGCCAUCACGUGGCGGAAGGACGGCGUGCUGCUGAGCGCCGUGGUGGACGAGCGGCGGCGGCAGCUGAGUAACGGCACACUCCUGGUGCAGAACGUGGUCCACUCGAGGCACCACCGGCCCGAUGAGGGGGAAUACCAGUGUCUGGCCACGCUGGACGGACUGGGCAGCAUCGUGAGCCGCACCGCCAGAGUGACCGUCGCCGGUCCGCUCAGAGUGGUCAUCCCCACCGAGUCCAUCUCCUCGUAUCUCGGCGACACGGCGCUGCUCCGCUGCGAAGUCUCCGGCGAGCCUACGCCCGUCAUCCGCUGGCAGAAGAACAGGGACGACCUGCCCGUGGCCUUUGACCCCGACUCCAGGCUGGCGGUGCUGCCAUCGGGUUCGCUGCAGGUCAGCCGCGUCCAGCCGCCGGACUCGGCCACGUACCGGUGUCUGGCCGACAACCCUGGCAGCACCCGCACGGGGGCGGAUGCCGAGCUGCGAGUUCUCCCAGAACCCGGGCUGAGCCGCGGCCUGCAGUGGCUGCAGCGUCCGUCCAGAGUCACCGCUCUGCUGGGAACCGACGCCAUCCUGGAGUGUUCCGUCUCUGGAUACCCGACGCCCAGCUUCCAGUGGAGGAGAGGAGAGGAGCUGAUCCAGAGCUGGAAUAAGAAGUUCUCCCUGCUGGCGGGCAGUAACCUGAUCAUCAGGAGCGUCAGCGACGACGACUCGGGCAGCUACAGCUGCACGGCAACCAACAAGAACGAGAACGUCAGCGCACACACGGAGCUGAGCGUGCUGGUUCCUCCUCAGUUCCUGAACUACCCGACCAACUCGUACGCGUACGAGUCCACUGACACGGAGCUGGAGUGCGCCGUGGCGGGAAACCCUCAGCCCACCGUGCGCUGGAUGAAGAACGGAGAGGAAGUCAUCCCCAGUGACUACUUCCAGAUCGUGGACGGCAGUAACCUGCAGAUCCUGGGUCUGGUGAAGUCAGACGAGGGCUUUUAUCAGUGCGUGGCUGAGAACUCGGCCGGCAGCGCUCAGGCCAUGGCUCAGCUGCUGCUGCGAGAGCCAGUGUCCCCCAGCCCAGGCGUUGUCCUCCCCUCUGCCCCCCGCGACCUGGUCCCUGUCCUAGUGUCCAGUCGAUUUGUCCGACUCAGCUGGCGCCCCCCAGAGGAGACGGGAGGAACUGUGCAGACCUACGGUGUUUACUACUCCCAGAGCGGCGUGGACAGGGAGCGGUCAGUGAACGUGUCGGAGCCCGAGUCGUUGGAGUUAAUGGUUUCCAACCUGAAGCCGGAGGAAAGUUACAGUUUCAGAGUCGUCGCCUACAACGACGUGGGACCGGGAGGAAGCUCCGCCCCCCUGAGGAUCACCACCAAACCUGACCUCCAGGUUCCCAGCAGGGUGGAGUCUGUGAGGGCGGAGCCUCUGUCUCCGACCUCUGUCCAGGUGAGCUGGGAUCCACCCACUCAGCCCAACGGCCCGGUGCUCAGCUACAGGCUGCUGUGGAGCGAGAGCCCGACCGGCAAAGAACAGAGUGUGGAAGUUAACGGACUGAACUAUAAGAUGGAGGGACUCAAUAAGUUCACUGAGUACACGGUCCGGGUUCUGGCUGUCAACCGCUACGGACCUGGAACUGCCUCUGAGAGCGCGGCAGUCAUCACGCAAUCAGACGUUCCCAGUGCAGCUCCUCAGAACAUCACCUUAGAGGUCGUCCUGUCCAGGAGCAUCAAGGUGUCCUGGCAGCCCCCUGUACGCAGCGCCCAGAACGGCAUCAUCACCGCCUACAAGAUCAAAUACAGGAAGACGGGUCGCCGUGGAGACCAAGAGGCCAUCGAACCCAACAACUUCUGGUACCUGUUCACAGGACUGGAGAAAGGCAGCCAGUACAGUUUCCAGGUUUCUGCCAUGACGAUCAACGGCACAGGUCCGGCCAGUGAGUGGUUUACAGCCGAGACGCCGGAGAACGACCUGGACGAGAGCCAGGUGCCGGACCAGCCCAGCUCCCUGCACGUCAGGCCGCUGCCCAACAGCAUCAUCAUGUCCUGGACUCCGCCCCUCAGCCCCAGCAUCCUGGUCCGUGGUUACAUCAUCGGCUACGGCGUGGGGAGUCCGUACGCGGAGACGGUCAGAGUGGACAGCAAGCAGAGAUACUUCUCCAUCGAAAACCUGGAGCCAAGUUCACACUAUGUGAUUUCCCUGAAGGCGUUCAAUAACGCCGGCGAGGGAGUUCCACUGUACGAGAGCGCUGUCACUCGAUCCCUGACGGACCCCAUAGACCCAUCUGAGGACGACCUGUUCCACCUCUUUGAUAAAUACCCCACUCCCAUGCCAGACACCAGCACUCCCAUGAUCCCUCCAGUCGGGGUCCAAGCCGUGGCUUUGUCCUCCGACUCGGUCCGCGUCUCCUGGGCGGACAACUCCAUGACCAAGAACCAGAAGGCGUCUGAGGUCCGGUACUACUCUGUCAAGUGGAAGACGAGCUACUCCACCAGUGGAAAAUACAAGUCUGCAGACACUACAGCGCUCAGCCACACCGUCACCGGCCUCAAGCCAAACAUCAUGUAUGAGUUUGCCGUCAUGGUAACCAAAGGCCGCAAGUCCAGCACGUGGAGUAUGACGGCACACGCCACGACGUAUGAAGCAGCUCCUAGCUCCGCCCCCAAAGACUUGACGGUGAUAAGUCGCGAGGGACGACCCCGCGCCAUCUUAAUCAGCUGGCAGCCACCGAUGGAGGCCAACGGACGCAUCACCGGUUACAUCCUCUACUACACGCUGGAUAAAAACAUGCCCAUCGACGACUGGGUGAUGGAGCCGAUCAGCAUCGACCGACUGACGCACCAGGUCGUCGAUCUGAACCUCGACACCGUUUACUACUUUCGGAUUCAGGCCAAGAACGCCAAAGGAGUCGGCCCUCUGUCAGAGCCCGUCCACUUCAGGACCGCCAAAGUGGAACAUCCCGACAAGAUGGCAAAUGAUCAAGGUCGAGGAGGAGACCACACCUACUGGCCGUCAGACACCAACCUCAUUGACAAGAGCAGCAUCAACGAGUCUCCCGUUGGUCAGAUGCGUCCUCCUCACGGCAGCGCCACGCCGCAGAAGAACAGCAACCUCCUGGUCAUCAUCGUGGUUUCCGUGGGCGCCGUCACCGUGGUGGUGGUCGUCAUCGUGGCUCUGAUCUGCACGCGGCGCUCCUCGGCUCAGCAGAGGAAGAAGCGAGCGAGCCACAGCGCGAGUAAGAGAAAGGGCAGCCAGAAGGACCUGCGACCUCCUGACCUGUGGAUCCACCACGAGGAAAUGGAGAUGAAGAACAUCGAGAAAGCGCCCAGUGUCGCCCCCUCUGGACGCAACUCGCCCAUCCAGUCCUGCCAGGACCUCCCCCAGGUCGCUCACAGCCAAUCAGAGAGCCAGAUCGGCAGCAAGAGCAGCCACUCAGCCGACGCUGACGACGUGUCCAGCAGUAUCUCCACUCUGGAGCGCUCCCUGGCUUCCAGGAGGGGAACACGCGGGAAAAUGAUGAUUCCCAUGGACUCACAACCGAGCAACACGCCGGUGGUCAGUGCCAUCCCAGUACCAGCUCUGGACUCGUCUCAGUAUCCUGGGAUUCUGCCGUCGCCGUCCUGCAGCUUCACGCACAACAAGUUCAGCCUGCGACCGAUGCCUUUCCCCAGUCUGACUGUGGACAGAGGAUACACGACAGUGAUGCCCUCAGACGCCUCGGCCAACCCUCUCCUCCAGCAGCAGCCUCCGCCACAGCAGGCUCCUCCGCUCCUCCCAGGCUCCUCCGCUCCCCCCGUGGAGCACGUCCCCGGUGUGGGCGUGGGUCCGGUCCCCGGAGCUCCGUCCGCGGCCGCAGCCGUGGAGGAGGCGCAGGCGGCGAGCGGCCGGACCAUCCCGACGGCCUGUGUUCGGCCCACACAUCCGCUACGGAGCUUCACCAACCCGCUGGUGCCACCACCCAUGGGGACGAUCGACCCUAAGGUCUACACCUCCAUGUUACCGCAGUCCAGUGAGUACAUGUGUGCGAGUCUCCCGAAGCCUCAGGUGAAGACGGCCUCUCUGGGUCAGGCCGGUAAGGCUCGCUCUCCUCUGCUGCCCGUCUCAGUCCCGACGGCGCCGGACUUACCGGAGGAGGGAGGAACAAAAGCUGCGGACGAUUCAGCUGCAAACGUUUACGAGCAGGACGACCUGUCGGAGCAGAUGGCCAGUCUAGAAGGACUGAUGAAGCAGCUCAACGCCAUCACCGGCUCCGCCUUCUAACCUCUGACGUCCCGCCCGGCCCAGCACUCGGUCACAGUCCAGCGAGGAAACCCCGUCUUUAAACCUGGACGUUCACCUGCCGUCCACCCGCAUCAGGUCAGUCCGGGUUUGAAGACGACGUCUGUGGAACCGAGUUUGUGCUGGUUUGUGCUGACCUCGGCUGGUGUUUUGGGGACCGGACAGAAGGGAAGUGGACAGAGAAUUAAAAGCAUUACGAGGUGUGAAGGUCUUCAGCAGGAGGUCAAACUGAAACCCCCGGUAGAUCCUUCAACCUCCAUCACAGAACUAGAAAAACCCAAUGCCUAGCGCCUCGACAUAACAAAAACAGGAGGGAGGGAUCAUCACAAAAAAAACAAGGUACCGUUAUAAGAGCCCUCCUGUUUCUCUUCUUCGUGGUAUUUAUUCGAGUCCUCCUCCACUGAGUUCUGAACGACUCGGUUACUGUGACUGUACCUCACUUAUUUUUCAUGAUUACUGUUCAAAGUGUUCCUUUUAUUUUUCUUUGGGGGUAUUUUACCUUUGUGCAGUUACAGGAUGUGUAUGUGCUUUUAAAAAGAAGUUCCCAGGAUCGUCGGUAAUCUGCAGCCACCAAAGUUUCACCAAAACGUUCUUUUUUUUUUUAACCUGGAUCUUAACGAUGUCCGUCACAGUGAUGUCAGGUGACACCAUUUCUUGGCUAGUUUUUCCUUCACUGGGACCAGAAAGUGUUCCAGACUUCACCAAUCACCCAUCAUCCUUUUCCAUAUCUGGAUCCUGAGGUAAAGAGAAAAAAAAGAAAAGAUAAAGGGAUUAAAACUGUGAUUUUUGACGGAUCAGAAUGGUGUGGAUUUGACUCGGCUCUUGAACGACAGAAACAUCUGCUGCUCUCUCUCCACCGAGCCUUUAACUCCAAUCUUUACCGACUCGUGUUGUUGCCAAAUUCUCCAUCUUGGAACUUAUCGUGACGUCCUUUGAUUUCGCUCCCUGCUCAAUUCAGUGAACUGGAAAAGGAGCUAACGUUGGGAACUAACGUCAAACAGUUUCUGGAUUUUGGAUCAGACAAACAGACGCUUUUCAGCAAUUACAAAUUCAGUCUGAUUGUGUCCUUCGUGAAAUUUGGUCGCUCUGAACGCACGACACGUUGUGCGCGUUGUCGCCCCCUGCUGGUUGGAGUACUAAAGAGUUGAAAUGUGUUGGCUUUUGGAGGCAAAUUCCAAAGUGGAGUUUGUAAGUAAAAAAAUGGAAGCUCCGCCCCGUGUUUAAAUUAUAAUUUGGCUUCACUGUGAUUUAAAAAUGAACAACUGUGAAAGAGUUGUGACAGCGACAGGAUCAAGAAUCAGCUUUUUUUCUUUUAUAUAUAAUUAUUUUGUUAUUAUUAUGAUUACUACAGUGGGGGGGGCGAUGAUAUUGAUAGUACUGUUUAUUUUUCCAGUGUUUGACUGAAGGUGACUGUGCUGUACUUGGACCUGAUUUUGAUGAAUUCAUAUUUAUUUUUCAUAAGGAAACACGCACACACACACACACACACACACACACAUACGUACCUCUGUUAAAAAAAACUGCAAAACCGCCAACUUCACUUUGAAUUUACUCGAGGUUCCAUUUUUAUACAAAAAUGACAAAAGAAAACAAAA